CAGGCCGUGGCAUCGAAGCCCAGGAGGAGGAAUAGCCCUGGCCCGGGCCUCCUUGGGGAGCGUUCGAGUCUCGGCUCCGCCACAUGUCUGCUGUGUGACCUUGGCACCCGGUGGAGUCAGCCAGUAUCUCAAAGAGGAAUUCACUCUCCACCCGAGGAACUACUCCCUAGGGCUGGAAGGGCAGCCAGGAGGAACUGAAGUUCUAUAAACACCAAGGACGGCAAUGUCUACUGUGUCCGGCAGAUCAGGAAGAGAUGAGUCCCUGUACUCCCACCAAAGACACCCAAUGUCACUGCAAGGCUGGCACUUUCUGCCCACGUGACCAUCCCCGUGAGGUGUGCAUGAAGUGCAAAACCAGGUGCCCUGAAGGCACGGUGAUGGUCAGCUCCUGCCAGCCCUGGAGCGAUCUGCAGUGUGCCGCUUCCACAAGCACAGGCACAACACUUCACUGGAUCUUAAGUGUCUUCUUGUUGUUUCUACUGUUGGCCUCUGGAAUUGCCCUUUGGAAGUUCUGUCUGCAUAAUCCACCCUCUGGAGUGAGUCACCUGGGCACCAGGAAACUUCUUUCCAACCUCAGGGACUGUUUACCCUUGUUCGUGGCUCCAUGCGGCCAGAGGCCCGGGGACAGGGACAGUGAGCACAACCAGGAGGUUCUGAGCAGUCGAGAAGUCCAAAGGGCCCUGCUGCAGCCUCAGCCCAGAACUUCAGACAGAGAGGAGUCUCUUAUGGAGCAGAAAGAAGCCGUGGCCCCUCAGCCCAAAAGCAGAAGGAUUCUGGUUCCAGCCAUUUGAGUCAGCCAAAUGGAGACUCUGGAGAAGGCCUUGCCCCACCUUGAACAGAAGGUACCCUGGAAGUCCUGGAACGGCUAUAUGAUCCGACUUGGCCUGAGCCAGAAUGAGAUCGACUUGGCCCGAGACAGAGAGAAGUACCCCAAGGACCAGCCCCAUAGCCUGCUGAGAACCUGGCAGAUGAAGAUGGGGAUGGACGCCUCCAUCAACACCAUGCUGGAGACCCUGGACGAGAUGCACCUGAAGCUGAUCUGGGAGACCAUCCAGGACUCGCUCAUCACCUCCAAGUUAUAUGUCUUUGCGAGUUGUGAAGCUGAGAUGCCAGGCUCCGGGAACAGUGGCUCUGUGCUAGAAUCCUCUAUGGCAAUUAAGGUGCCUGGGUGAUUGAUCCCCUUGCUCCCUGGCUAGUUUGUCCAGGAGCCCGGGCCUGGGAUGGGCAGUAGAUGGUACCCCUGACCAAGAUACCCAAGGGGCCUUCCCCACUGGGGAGUAUAUUGGCAGGCUUUGGGUGCUCAUAUUUCACACCCAAACAUGAGUUUCACUGUGAGCGGUAUCUCUUCGUCAAAUCUGGACAACUCUGUAUGAAUGUAGGAGCAGGUAUGGUAAAGCACAAGGACUCUUGGACUCUCAAGUCCUCAGUCGAUUUGCCAUAGGGGACGUGUUUAGCCCACCUAGGAAAUAAUAACAUCACCUACCUCAAGGAGCAUCGGAGGGUCCCUUAUUUGUUCUCGGGUGCCCCAGUCUCCACUGGGAAGAUGAGCAUCGCGGAGGCCAUUGUUCAGCAUGUCUGCUGCUGGGGCGGUGGGGUUGCGGUCUGAAGAAUCAUCAUGGGCCCUCAGAGCUUCACGGCUGGGAUUUUAGGAGCGGCUUUCUCUUGGGCCCAGCUGUCCAUUGUUUCCGGACUGUCGGCCACCCGAGUAGAUCUGCGCUCUCAGGGGCAGGGUGUGCCAAGCUUUCCAGUGUUGCUCUUGGCCGAGGGGCUCCCAAGCCCCUUUCUAGGGCCGAGGGGGUAGGGACGUGAGGCCCAUGUGCUCAGGUCUUUUAACUUUAGGUCAGUGACCUCUUAGAAAAAUUUUAUAUUUUUUAAGUAUUUAUGUAUUUUAUUUGAAAUCCAUGAAGAAGUUGUGGGAAAUGAACUCCAGGUCAUUGCUCCUCCUGAACCUAGCGACCUGUCUGUGCUCACCUUUGCUCUCCUGACCUGGCCAGGCUCUCUGCCCUUUCCUCAGUCCCCGUGGAACUUCCCUUUUCGUCCUUCCCACUCCCCCCAACCCCUUCUUGGCCUUCCAGCUCAGGAUCCUAUUGAAAGCAAGAUGGGGGGCCGGGAGCUAGUGAUUCAGGCCAAAGGAGACCCCACACUGCUGCUAUUCUCCCUAGAGUGGAAUGGCUGGGUUUUGGGAGUUCAGAAGUACACUGUAUACAGUCAAUACUCAAUAAAUACCAUGUAUUGAACGACUGCUGUGAAGUUCUACAUGGGGGUGGCUGUGCUGCUGGGACUGCCCUGGUGGCUACUGGGCCUUGGUUAAUCUGGUUCUGUUCCAGCCUCUUCUCCCCCACCCACAUUUUGGCCUUUUCAAUGCUUCAAAGUUUCCCUUUUCCCACCCUCCAGCCCCUUCUUGUUGGCCUUCCCGCACCCACCCAUCUUUGCUCUUCUC
Molecule: messenger RNA, 2440 nt
Organism: Tachyglossus aculeatus (Australian echidna)
Lineage: Eukaryota; Metazoa; Chordata; Mammalia; Monotremata; Tachyglossidae
Product: tumor necrosis factor receptor superfamily member 10A-like
Exons: 9
Biological process (GO): positive regulation of apoptotic process; TRAIL-activated apoptotic signaling pathway
Cellular component (GO): plasma membrane; cell surface
Molecular function (GO): protein binding
Source: RefSeq, a predicted model, not a curated record